Sciurus carolinensis (gray squirrel) is the source of this 743-nucleotide messenger RNA. RefSeq names its product lambda-crystallin homolog. The record is from RefSeq and is a predicted model, not a curated record. NCBI's taxonomy places the organism in Eukaryota, Metazoa, Chordata, Mammalia, Rodentia, Sciuridae. Bases 48 to 680 code for a protein of 210 amino acids. Gene Ontology annotation, biological process: fatty acid metabolic process. Gene Ontology annotation, molecular function: NAD+ binding; L-gulonate 3-dehydrogenase activity. The transcript is spliced from 4 exons.
AUGCCUUUAGGAGGAGCAAUAAAAACGGGUGCUAGCUAUGGAAACAGAUGUGUGCAAACCAACAGCAGCGUCAGCUAGGGAAAGACGUGGGUACCCCAAGGGCCUCCAGCCACAGGUGGGUGGGAAGGGGGCGAGGGCGGGCAGAGUCUGCUCUCCGCCCCUCCGCAGGCCCCACAGUCGCGAGCAGGGGGAGGCCCACGCGGGACCCGCGCGCUUUACACUGCACAGCACGGCCGCUAGGAGUCCGAAGGCGCUCGGGCCGGGGGCCCUUCUCCUACCUCUCGCUGAGAGCAAUGGGUGGACUCAUUGGACAAAGCUGGCCUAUGUUGUUUGCCAGUGGAGGCUUCAAGGUGAAACUCUAUGACAUUGAGCAAGAACAGAUAACGAAUGCCCUGGAAAAUAUCAGAAAGGAGUUGAAGAGGCUGGAGCAGGCUGAUUCUCUGAAAGGUUCUGUAAGUGCAGAACAGCAGCUGUCACUCAUCAGUGGUUGCUCCAACAUUACAGAGGCAGUAGAGGGCGCCAUGCACAUUCAGGAACAAAAAGACCAAAGACAAAAGACAGACCAAAGAACAACGACCAAUGAACGACGAACGACGAACGACGAACGACGAACUUUAUUCGAGGAAGCGUCUGGGUUAUAUAGCAAGCAUAAGCCAAUCAGAGUCAGUCUGAGAUAUUAGCCUAUCAAGGGUCAGUCACUAGGCAGUUAGCAAGCAUAAACCAAUCAGAGUCAGUCUGAGAUA